Molecule: messenger RNA, 2173 nt
Organism: Capsella rubella
Lineage: Eukaryota; Viridiplantae; Streptophyta; Magnoliopsida; Brassicales; Brassicaceae
Exons: 2
Coding region: 35-2017 (660 amino acids)
Source: RefSeq, a predicted model, not a curated record
UUGUUUAAGUUUUUCUAUAAAAAAAACAAAAAAAAUGGCUAGGUUUCCUAUAGCGGGAUGUCUUAUGUUAAUAUUAGUAGCAUCAAGUACCAUAUAUGAAGCACAAGGGACGUUCUUAUUAAGACAUUACAUGAGGAAGUUUCCUAAACUUUCCCAAGAUUUUGAGCCUUUUGCUUACAAGGGUAUGCUUAGUUUUGUUGACAACCUUGAGAGUAUGUGUCCAUUAAAUGGAGAGUACAAGGACUUCUUCUCAAAGCUCAAGAGUUUCAUGUCCUUUAUAAACACGGCACAAGGGUCUUCUUCGGAUUUUCAGUCUCAGAUGAAAUCACAAUCUGAGAGUCUCUUUAAGGCUGUCUCUGCAUUGGGUGUUAAAGCAGGAUCAUCGGCUGAUACGAGCAAAUUGAUUGAGAGUUUGAUGUCAAUGGGGCAAACGUUUUCUGAGUUUAAGAGGAGUGGUUCAACAAUGAUGACCAAUGAGCAAAGAACAGAGCUGGUUAAAUCUAUGGCGAAAUGGGCACAAGUGAUUGGUCAAUUUGUGAAAAACGUUGGUGACAAGAGUGGUGAUGGAAAUAUUGAUCUUGCAUCUAUUCUUGGAGGUGGUAGCCCGUUAGAUGGAAGUGGCAGUCCAAGCUCUGACACUAGUUCUCCCUCGGGUGAUGCUGGGACUCCUACCGAUGGUGGAAGCUAUGGUGACAGUACUGGUGACAGUGGAAGCUCAGCUGGUGGCCCGAGUGGAAGUGUAACUGAUUUAGGAGAUGGAAGCACUGCUGGUGGUCCGAGUGGAAGUACAACUGAUGGUUCUAGUGGAGGAGACAGUUCUAUGGGUGCUGGAAGUGGAGCAGCUGGUGAUACUGGAAGCACAAGUGGUGGAGAUGCUGCUGGUGGUGAUAGUGCUGCUGGUGGAGCUGCACCUGGUGGAGAAAGCGGUGGAGCUGCUGCGGGUGGUGAAAGUAGUGGAGCUGCUACAGGCGCUGAAAGUGCUGGAGCUACAGGUGCCGAAAGUGCAACCGGUGGAGAUAGCUCUGGAGCAGCGGCUGGUGGCGACACCAGUGGGGCUGCAGCCGGUGGAGAUAGCUCUGGAGCAGCGGCCGGUGGCGACACCAGUGGGGCUGCAGCCGGUGGAGAUAGCUCUGGAGCAGCGGCCGGUGGCGACACCAGUGGGGCUUCAGCCGGUGGAGAUAGCUCUGGAGCUACGGCAGGCGGGGCUGCUGCAGGUGGAGAAAGUGGUGGAGCUGCUGCGGGUGGUGGUGAUGCCGCUAGUGGUGCAAGUGGUGAAAGCUCAGGUGAUGCAAGUGGUGCAGCUGCUGGCGGCGCAAGUGGUGCUGCUUCAGGAGACACAAGUGGUGCUUCUGCAGGCGGCGCAAGUGGUGCUGCUUCAGGCGAUGCAAGUGGGGCUGCUGCAGGCGGCGCAAGUGGUGCUACUUCCGGUGAUGCAAGUUCAGGUGAUGCAAGUAGUGCUGCUUCUGGUGAUGCAAGUGCUGCUUCAGGUGAUGCAAGUGGUGCUGCUGCAGGCGGUACAAGUGGUGCUGCUUCUGGUGAUGCAAGUGGUGCUGCUUCUGGUGGCGCAAGUGGUGCUUCUUCAGGCGAUGCAAGUGGUGCUGCUGCAGGUGAUACAAGUGGUGCUGCUUCAGGUGGCGCAAGUGAUGCUGCUUCAGGCAGUUCAAGUGGUGCUGGUGCAGCUGGAGCAACUCAAACUACUGAAACUGGUGAAGCCUCAAGCGGUGAAAGCUCUUCUGCUGCUUCAGGAUCCACUGAAACUGGAAGUUCAAUGACUGGUGGUGCCUACACAGAUUCUACAGGUGGAAGUCCAGCAAGCAGCCCCUCUGCGGGUGGCCCUAGUGGAAGUGAAACUUCCAUGGAAGGUGCAGCCGCCGGAGAAACUUCUGGUGCAAGUGCAGGCUCUGUUAGCUAUCAAGCUGCUAACUAUGAAAAGAAACACUCAACAUCCUCAGGCAAAAGCUCCUUCAGCCAUGCCUCAAUAAAGAAAAGCUCUGGUACCGCCAAUGCUGACUCGUAGAUUCAGACUCUCGUAGAUAUCAAAAACUUAUUAAAUACAAUAAUUCGAAUAAAGAGAUGGCCCUGCUUAGUGCAGUGAGCUGUAGAAUGUUUUUUUGUUAUGUUGUUGUUACAAGUCUAGUAAUUACAAAUACUCAAUACUAGAGGGUUACAAACA